UUUUGUCUGUUUCUCUUCCUUCUUCUUCUGGUUAUUUGAGUUUUUGAGUCAAUUCUUUCAUUUGGGUACCUGGAACCUUCCAUUUAUACACCCGUCUUCCCUCCUUUUCGUCGUUUUUCUUUCUGGGUCUCUCUGUUUCUGAGCUUUUCUUGAUGCAAAAACCUUCUACUCAACAACCUUCACUCUUGUUUAUUCAAUGCCGAGUCCACCGGAUUCUCAAUUUCAAUGAUUCGUUCGAGAUUUGACUGUGGGCCGACAAAGUUCGAGCGUAGAAAUAUGUAGCCAUUCAAUCCUUGUUGGAAAUUUUGCUCUACAAAUGGGGAAGAACUCGAAAGAACCCAGCGUUAAGGUUAUCAUCCUUUUGCUAUUGGUAAUCUCAUUACACCAUUCUUCCGAUGCUAAAUGCCAGGGAAGAACAACCCAGCACCUCGCUUCCUCAGGGCCAUUUCCAACAUCAUCAACAUCACCAACGCCAAUAAUCGCUCCGCCGUUUAAAAAUGGCGUUCGAAGAAUCAUCCUCAGCGUGCUGUUGGGCGUAGCAACAGGGUUAAUGGGUGCCCUUCUUUUCGCUUGUUUAAUCCGCAGCUUCGUCAGAUACCUUAACAAAACCCCAAUUCUGAAAGGCCCUGUUAUAUUCUCCCCCAUUAUCCACCCCAAAACACUCCAUCUCGCCCUCAGAAACGAAAAUCAGCUUCUGGGUUCCAACCCUCAUGGAAAGUACUACAGGACAGUUCUGGACAAUGGGCUGACCAUAGCCGUAAAGCGGCUCGAGGGGUUCACGAACACGGCAGCGAGGAAGUCGGAGAAGAGGCAGUCACAGCAGCAGCUAGAGAGGCUAGCUAGGUUGAGGCAUAGGAAUUUGAUGAGCUUAAGGGCUUAUGUUGGGGAAGGGGAAGGGGUGUGGUUGGUUUAUGAUUAUGUGGGAACAGGGAGCCUUGAGGAUGUGAUGAAAAGAGUUAGAGAUAAUGAGGUGAGGUUGGGUUGGGAAGUGAGGCUUGGAAUUGCUGUUGGGGUUAUAAAAGGGCUUCAGUAUCUUCACUUUGAGUGUGAUCCUCACAUUCUUCACUACAGUUUGAAGCCUUCCAAUGUGAUGUUGGAUGCUGAGUUUGAACCCAGGUUGGGUGAUUGCGGCUUGGCUAAGCUAUUCUCCAAGUUGGAUAUGGCUGCUACCUCUGCCUAUACCUCCCCUGAGUGCUUCCACGACUGCAGUUUUGACAGGUACAGCGACAAGAGCGACAUCUUCAGCUUCGGGAUGAUACUGGCUGUCCUACUAACAGGCAGAGAUCCAGCAGAUGCAUUCUUCAGAGAAGCAGGGAGUGGAGGGAGCUUAGGACAGUGGCUACAACAGUUGCAGCUGGCGGGGGAGGCUCGAGAAGCACUGGACAAGAGUAUCACAGGAGAAGAAGGGGAAGAAGAUGAAAUGGUAAUGGCAGUGAGGAUAGCUGUAGUGUGCUUAUCAGAUGAGCCAGCGGACAGACCUUCAAGUGAUGAGUUGGUACACAUGCUAACCCAAUUGCACAGCUUCUAAAAACAAAUCCAUUUCAUUAGGUGUUUAUCUUUGUUACUUAAUUUCAAUCAUUAAAAGAAGAAGAAGAAGAAGAAGAAGAAGCUUAUUACUGUAAGGAGGUGUUGACCUGUCCUGUCUUGUUGAUGAUGUAAAAGAAAGAAGCUUUUGUCCAAAGUAAAUUCCAUUUUCAGAGUAUGGUUGU
Molecule: messenger RNA, 1709 nt
Organism: Cucurbita moschata (crookneck pumpkin)
Lineage: Eukaryota; Viridiplantae; Streptophyta; Magnoliopsida; Cucurbitales; Cucurbitaceae
Product: inactive leucine-rich repeat receptor-like protein kinase CORYNE
Exons: 2
Coding region: 317-1528 (403 amino acids)
Biological process (GO): protein phosphorylation
Molecular function (GO): protein kinase activity; ATP binding
Source: RefSeq, a predicted model, not a curated record